This is a messenger RNA of Clonostachys solani, 3804 nucleotides long. NCBI's taxonomy places the organism in Eukaryota, Fungi, Ascomycota, Sordariomycetes, Hypocreales, Bionectriaceae. The record is from the annotation of a GenBank genome assembly.
AUGGCAGAUCCGCCCAGGCUGUCUCGACAAGUCUCUGACUUGCGUCUGGAGACGGAAUUUCUCCAGUCCUCUACAGAGCACUUAAUCCGGGGAGCGGGUCGGCGUUCAGUGAGACAACGAUGGCGUUCACACGAUCACAAACCAAUACUUGGGCAGGGAAGUUAUGGUGUCGUGCGUUUGGAGCAAUCCGAAAGCGACCCCAUUGCGCUGCGGGCCGUAAAGCAGAUCAAGAAGAGUGAUCCAAAUGGAAGCAAAAUAGAGUAUGCACGGGAACUAGAAGCGAUUGUGAGAUUUUCCCACUCCGAGCUGAGGCAUCGAUUUGUGUGUUCUAGCGGGUGGUUUGAAGACGAAGCGUCCAUUUUUAUCGUCAUGGAGUAUCUGAUGGAUGGUGAUUUGAGUCAUCAUAUCAAGAGUCCGCUCGCGGAAAGUGAUGUAACGGAGAUCAUCGGCCAGAUCUUGGAGGGGCUUGGCCACAUGCAUGAUCACGGUUUUAUCCAUCGUGACUUGAAACCCGGGAAUAUUAUGGUGGCUGCCAAACAUCCGGCGUGGAAGGUCAAGAUCGCAGACUUUGGCGUGAGCAAAGAGCGGCACCUGGCAUCCAUCUCCCCCAAUACGUUCUAUGUAGGCACCCUCGGAUAUGCUGCCCCUGAACAGCUCGCAGUGGGAAAACUACCCGACUCUUCAGUCCACGGAAAUGAGGCAGAUCUAUGGUCAGUCGGUAUUAUCACGUUCCGAAUCCUCACGGGGAAGCUCCCGUUUCUUGAUACACAAGCGCUCUCUCGAUACACGUUUGGCAAAAUCCAGUUCCCAGUCGAUCAACUAGACUCCGUCAAUGCAUCGAGGAAUGCUGAGCGUUUCAUCCGGGGUCUUCUCGUCUUUCAACCACAUGAGCGGAUGUCAGCUCGAGCAUCGCUUGCUCAUCCGUGGAUGGGCUCUCGAGCCGCAUCAGAGGAAUCGCAAUUAUCCCUGCGCUCUAUAGAGAGCAUACACAGCCAAAGCUCAUAUCCCAUGUCUCAGGUCUCCGAGCUGCCAUCUGCUCGCUGGAGCGAUGUAUGGGACUCUACACCAAUGCCUCCAGAUACCGUUCAGCCGGAAAAACAACGAGAGCAGCCAAGGAAGCCCCAAGGGCCACCUCCGCAAUCUUCGUCUGCCAUUAAACUAUCUCAAUCGUCACAACUCCCUUCAAUUCCAUCACCCACUUCAAACGAAACUGCUCAAGCAUCUCAAAUGUCCGAAAAGAGCUUGGAACCUUCGCUCCCCUCACCCCAAUAUUCUUCGACAGACUUAAUGCCUGAGCGAACUGAAAAGGGAGGUGUAUUGAAAAAGCACUUACGAGCUGCCCAGAUCGGAGUAGCCAAAAGGCUUGUCGAAUGCCAGAACUACCAAGAGGCUGUUCCCUCACUGAAACAGCUUCUCAGUAAAUCUGGCGAGCUUGACGAGACGCAGAAAGCGACUGUUGCCAAUUUGGGUGCCCUGGCGUUCAUCGAAACCCUUGUGCCGAUAGCAGAGAUUGAGGUAUAUUUCAAUCAGAACGAAUCGUUCAAAUCUGCAUAUUUGGAGUCACUGAUUCAGAAGAAUAAAGAACGGUGUAGUGCUGAAGCCUACCAAGAGGCUGCCACUUCGCUGAAACAGCUUUUGGAUAAUUACAACCAUUUAACCUCGGACCAGCAAGAGACCGUUACUAUUUUGGCUGCCGUGGCAUUCAUCGAAAGUAGCGUGCCGAUAGAAGGUACACUUGGGCAUAACAAGGAGUUUGAGGUUAUGUACGACAAGAUUCGGGUGCGGAAGGUGGAGGAGUGGUUCGUACAAAACCGCCAUUAUGAUAUUAUCAACCUUUUGAAGGAGUACCAGUCUCUUGAGCUUCCUCCCUGGUCACCGGAUCAAUCGUCCGCGUAUCCGAACAUUGAUGAGGAGAUACGGCUACGAAUGCGUCUGGCCGCAUGCCUGAAUCUUACGGGCGAUGCACAGCAAGCCAGAUCUAUCUUGGAGAAUCUGCUAGUGUUCAUGGCUGACUCACACGACCAACGAGCUCCUGUCCACAUCAUGGUGUCUGAGACACUCAUAUCGUCCUCGGCAUACGAAAGUGAGGACCCAAAGUGGAAAGUUCUUGCCAAGAAUCACGCCGAGGAAGCAGCAAAUUUGUAUAUGGAUUCCGUAGGCUUGGAGAGCCCGGGAACAUUGAAAGCGGCGACUCUCGUGGCUGACCUCUCUGAAGAGCUUGGCGACGAGGAUCAGGACGCCUGGAAACAAAUCCUAGCCGACGUCAAGCACAAUAACCGUCUCGGAGAAAUGAGGAAAUUCGCAUCCGAAGCGAACAAGUUCAAGAGAAAGAAACACGCCCAAGCUUUGGUGCUUUGCCAGACCAGGAUGAUAGAGGCGUCGCAUACGGACCCCGACAGAGCCGUGGAGAUCGCCCUGGAUUACUUGAAAUCCAAUUUUUACAUGCGUGACGGGCAGAAUUUCUGCGAGAAAUGUGCCGAAGAGUACUUCAGGAGAAGCGACUUUUCAUGGAACGCUGCUACCCCUCUAGAAUGGACCGCGUGUCAACAUGAUCCCAAUAUCAAGAUGAUUUUCUCGCCACUGCACUUCUUUGCUUGUGUAGUUCGCAAAAAGGCAUCAGGGUCGCCUCCUCACUGUGCCCAGGAGGUGGCCUGCAUUCUCGACAUGGCUGCCAUAGGACCCAUUUUCAACAAUACCAUCGCAUACAGUAGUCAAGGAUCGGAUAAGAUUUACCCUAUCACUCCUCUCUGGGUGGCUGCCCUCUGGGGCGAAAUGGAAGUUGUGAACUUUUUUCUGUCAAGGAAGGGAAUUGAUAUCAAUGUUGGAUCCCAGUCGAUAAAAAUACUCGGGUUUUCCAGAUCCGCCGGGGGCGAGAAAACCAUCAUUGCGGUUCUCCGCCAGAUGUCGCGCGCCCAGCUUGAUAUUUGUCUCAGGGAAUCUGCCGGAGAAAAAGCCAGGUAUCCCUAUUGGCCAUGGUGUUUCGCUUCCAAAGAUAUUCUGCACGCAACGCUUGAGAAGCUGGGACCGAGCAGUGGUGGUGUCAGAGUCCCAUGGAGGUUCCAACCCCAAUGGGAGGACCUCGUAGAGGAGGUUGAUUGCAGCCUGCUCAUAAUUCUCCUAGCUUUCCCGGUCGCCAUUGCGAAAUUUCCUAUGUCAAGGCGAGAAGCCUUGGAAGUACUCUUGAAGUAUGGUGCAGAUAUCAAGAGUACUGGGCCAAAAUUGAAAGAUGAGGGGCAACCAGCAAUUCUGAAUGCUAUCAACGCUUUGGGACUGGGCCUAAAUAAUGCUAUCACGAAGCUCGAAAGCUGUUCCACAGCAACAGGAGAGCAAGAAGGCCCUGGCAAUAUACAGGCUAUUGAGCGGAGUAGACUGUACGACGAGAUCAAGACGUCGGCUGCCAUGACGCACCAUGUCAUCAAAAAGCUGCCAUCGUUCACUCCUGAUGGCGGAGGGAAUCACCUUCAUAUGUCGUGGAAUCCACAAUGGAAUAAUUACUGGUCACAUGUUACCAAACAAUUUGUCCAUUUGGAAAGUCAGACUAGAGUCGUGCGGCAAAGGGACAAAAUGCUGCACUUGAUGGGGAAGCCAAGGCGACCCCGGCUUGACAGUGCUCGUCUCCGAAUCUAUCUUCCUGAGAGACUCCCCCCUUAUACGAUGCUGGGGCUGCCACAGAGCCCCAAGGAAGAUUGGAUUGAUAAAGCCAGGUUACGAGACCUGCUUGAAAGCGACAUUGCUGAAGUUCUUAGAACAGUCGGUUGGAUUGAUCAGACUAUCUUGUUUGACCGAGCAGGCCCUUUCUAUUGA